ACGUCACAACGUGUUCGACACUUUAAUCGUAUAUGUGGCGCGAAGUACUACGGUUGGCGAGAACAUUGUUUGGAGACGUUUAAAUGUCAUCUCUAACAACAAUUCGCGUAAAAUCGAACAAACACAAUCAUGGCUACAUCUACAGACAUCGCUACGAUCCGAAUGCAGAGGUAUCUGAACAUGCCAUUGGUACAGCGGUGCAAGGAAAUAGCAACAUUGAUAGAGGAAUCCAGUACAACAGAAUUACACCAUGUAUUUCCAAUACUGAUCGAUUCAUUAUUUGGAACAACUGAUAAUAUUGGUUGGGGCUUACACAGCAUCACAUUUAAGAAAAAUCCACAAGAAUAUGAAAUGCUUUGUAACUUCCUUAACCCACAGGGACCAGUUUUCUCUUUAUGUUAUAAACUACUACCAGACUGUUACUUGAAGUACAAUUUUCCAGUAUCAUAUUUGCCGGUAAAAAUACGUUCAAUGCUGGAGGAAGGUGUAAUACCACCAUUCUACCUUGAUAAAAUUAGAGAUGAUCAGGGUACACGUGCUGUAUCUGUGUUAAAUAUGAAUCCCUUCGAAUAUUACAUCUUUCAUUUUGCUUAUCAUUUAACAAACCCAUGGCUACAAGUGCAGCAACAAGAAAAUGUUUGGGUUAACUGGGAAACUGUUUAUGUUCAAUUAGCGCAUUGUUACUUGUACCACUUUUUACCUAGAGAUAAUUCUCCAGUUUUGCCUAUCAUUGGUCCAUAUAUUCGGAAGACACCUCAAAGAAAAUUAGUGCAAUCCCCGGAAUCUAAAAGAUUGCAAACUCCGCGGCUGCUGAAAACAUCAAUAUUAUCGCCAGGAUCUCCGAAUGUCACGUUCACUGUACCGCAGCAGCAGUGUCUACCGCAAGUAUGGAGAAGCGAGACUGUAGUUCAAGUUUUUCUCGACUUCUGGUUAGAAUGCUCAGAAGAGAAUCAGUUGAACCCACGAUUAGGGACUACGUAUGUUUCGUCCGUUCCGCGUCGACAUAGUAUUCAUUCUGGAGAACACAUACGCCUUGUACGAGCAUUCAUAAAAACCUUGCACGAGUUUGCAAACAGCGCGAUAGGCGAUAAAAGUGCAAUGGACGAAUUGAAACGAAUAAUUUUGCCUUCUGUCCAAGGCAAGAUCUACACAUUCCUACGAAAAGCCAUAUAUCAUUGGCCUUUAGAUAGUUCAUUUAGAUUAAUUCUUGAAGCAUGGUUGAGCUUUAUUCAGCCAUGGAGAUAUUUCCCUGGUAUAUCAUAUACAAAGGAAGGUAAACCGGAAGAAGAAGAACGGGGAAAAAUAUACGAUGCGUACAGGUGGAUGCCCUUUGUUGCAAACAAUCUAUUAGCGUACACAGCUAUAUUUGAACAACUACUCCCGCGUUUCAUGAGAACAGACCUCGUAGCUCCUAAAAAUGCAUUAAUGUUGUUCAGGGUUACCAAAGUGUUUUCGCAACCUUAUUUAGCAAAAAUGAUAUGCGAGGUUGAGAGUCACAUGGACGAUGUUGGAUUGAGUAGAAGUCGAGCAUCUUCGAAUCAAUGGGCUUCGAUUGUACGACAACAAAUUUUAGAACUCGAAGGACCGACGUACCAAUACGUUCCAAUGUUUUCAAUGUCUACCGCUUCGCAAGUCGUAUGUCUGUUGAGCACAAUAAAGCAGGCACAUUUAACCGCGACUAGUCUGAUCGAUGCAUUAGAAAAGAAACGAAAAAAUAGACGGUUUUUGUUAGCAAUAUGGGAGUUUUUCAAUAACGAAGAUUCUUCGGACGACAUCAGUAUAGAAGAACGACGUCGAGUUCCCAUCUACUUGGCAAAUGCACAGCAACAAUUAAUUGAAAUUUUCGAGAUAAACGUAGAAAACAUCCCUCAAGUAGCAAUCGAAGCCGAUCAAGAGUAUCACGAGAGCAUUUUAUCGACAUCCUUUUGUCAUCAAUCACAAACGGAUUCGAGCUUAGAUACGAGUAAGCCAGGUGUUUUUGUAUCCGUGCAAAAAGACAGGCAAACGUGUCAAUACAUCGAGUACAUGGGAGAUCCAGAAUUACAGCCAGUGAGAAGCAACGAGUGUGCUUUCCUUGUUAGAUAUUUUUACAAACUUUGCGUUUACGUAAAUAUGAAGUACCGACACAAGAUAACCGCGAUGUACCAUCAGCGUGGUUUCUUUGGCAGUGUUUGCCGACAGAUCUUACAACCACCCACCAAAGUUGUGAAGCUACCAAAAAGAACACAGGAUGGGUUCUCCAGUGGUUACGAGGAACGUAUUCCCCCUCGACUGAGUUUACGACCGCUGGCUAAUUAUAGUUUUCUCCUAACCAUGUGUUUAGGAAUAUUUAUCGCUUGGCUGACAAAUUACGGUGCCUUUGCAUUUCUCGGAUUCGUUUUUUGCAUGUGGUUUGUAUAUAUAAUAGUACGCGCGACAUUGGAGCCUUGGACUAGAUGGAGCGUGGACAGAUUUAGGCCCAAUACAUCGUUCUCCGUAACUCAAUAAAUACAAUCAUCGCGUUAUUAAGGACUGACACGUGCUAUUUUGUACGAUAUUCAAAGGUAUUCGUAAAGUAAAUUUGUAUACGAAUUGUAAUUUUUCAAAUAUUUAAGCGGAUAUGUUUGUGUAUAAAAUAAUUUAAAAUAAAAUUUAAUGCUUUUUUGAAAGUACGAAAA
Molecule: messenger RNA, 2657 nt
Organism: Hylaeus volcanicus
Lineage: Eukaryota; Metazoa; Arthropoda; Insecta; Hymenoptera; Colletidae
Product: sphingomyelin phosphodiesterase 4
Exons: 14
Coding region: 130-2487 (785 amino acids)
Biological process (GO): sphingomyelin catabolic process; glycerophospholipid catabolic process; ceramide biosynthetic process
Molecular function (GO): sphingomyelin phosphodiesterase D activity
Source: RefSeq, a predicted model, not a curated record